Molecule: messenger RNA, 798 nt
Organism: Arabis nemorensis
Lineage: Eukaryota; Viridiplantae; Streptophyta; Magnoliopsida; Brassicales; Brassicaceae
Source: the annotation of a GenBank genome assembly
AUGACUGUAAUCGAUCUUCUGACUAGAGUUGACUCGAUCUGUAAGAAGUACGACAAGUACGAUGUAGACAAACAACGGGAGGCUAAUGUCUCCGGUGAUGAUGCCUUUGCUCGUCUCUAUGGAGCUUUCGAGACCCAAAUCGAGACCGCUCUCGAGAAAGCUGAGCUAGUUACCAAGGAGAAGAAUAGGGCUUCUGCUGUUGCAAUGAACGCUGAGAUCCGCCGGACCAAGGCUCGAUUGUCUGAGGAAGUUCCCAAGUUGCAGAGAGUUGCUGUUAAGCGGGUUAAGGGCCUUACAACUGAAGAGCUUGCUGCGAGAAAUGAUUUGGUGCUUGCGCUUCCAGCCAGGAUUGAAGCCAUACCUGAUGGGACAGCGGGUGGUCCUAAAAAUACGAGUGCUUGGACUCCCUCAUCAGCAUCUCGUCCUGACAUCAAAUUUGAUUCAGAUGGGAAUUUCGAUGAUGAUUACUUUCAAGAAUCACAUGAAUCCAGCCAAUUCAGACAGGAGUAUGAGAUGCGGAAAAUGAAGCAGGAACAAGGUCUGGACAUGAUCUCCGAAGGUUUAGAUGCUUUGAAGAACAUGGCUUCUGAUAUGAACGAGGAACUGGAUAGGCAAGUUCCUCUGAUGGAUGAAAUCGACACAAAGGUGGACAGAGCAACCUCGGAUCUUAAGAACACCAAUGUUAGACUUAAGGAUACCGUGAACCAGUUGAGAUCAAGCCGGAACUUCUGUAUCGAUAUUGUUUUGUUGUGUAUUGUUCUUGGUAUCGCUGCAUACUUAUACAAUGUACUGAAGUAA